Molecule: messenger RNA, 767 nt
Organism: Bemisia tabaci
Lineage: Eukaryota; Metazoa; Arthropoda; Insecta; Hemiptera; Aleyrodidae
Source: RefSeq, a predicted model, not a curated record
UAUUUCCCCCUUAGAUUUGUUUGAUUAAUCCCAUUGCCCAGUUUUGCUCAGAUAGUGGGUGUUGAACCCGAAAGGUACUUCAUUGACAUGUAAGAGAUCAUCUUCUAAAUAAAAUGUAAUGACGACAUCCUACUAAUCAUCUCUAAUUUUACUGAAUUUGUAAUGUGCGCCUGAGUCUAAACACUGAAACGGUAAUAGAUAAACAGAUGCGCCAAACUCUCAACCUCAUUAAAGCUCCAGUGUGUUCCCGAGGAUAAUAGAUAGUUUUUGCAGCUUCGUGUCUUAGCCUAUCAACAAUCUCUCAAAAUGUAUUCCUUCAAAGUUUUGAUCAUCUUCGCUCUUGCCUCAAUGGUCAUCCUCGCUCACCUUGCGAUUGGAAAACCAUCGGUAUCAUCCAAUGCUGGCUCUGACGAAUCAUCAGUAGAAACAGUUAACGAUGAGGAACCAUCAUUGUCAUUUACGGGCCAUCAUAAUGAAACAGAAGAGGGAGCAACAGGACGUGGGUGUCCAAGAGAUUCAGAAAACUUAACCAAAAAAAAAUGUGGUAAACUGGGUGACUACUGCGACGUCGACUGCAUAAAAUGUUGCAAAGGUCUUCGUUGUUACGCCGAUUAUCGUAGCCGUGAGAUUUGCCACUAAAGUUAUAAUCUAUUCCUUAUCCGCGCUUAAUACUUAUUAGUAUCUCAAAAUCUCUGUACUGACAUAUAUGCAAUGUGCACAUAUAAUGGCAAUGACAUUGAUAAAAAAAUAAUUGGGAGCAUUUAAAA